Molecule: messenger RNA, 1337 nt
Organism: Zingiber officinale
Lineage: Eukaryota; Viridiplantae; Streptophyta; Magnoliopsida; Zingiberales; Zingiberaceae
Product: UDP-arabinopyranose mutase 1-like
Exons: 4
Coding region: 90-1151 (353 amino acids)
Biological process (GO): plant-type cell wall biogenesis; UDP-L-arabinose metabolic process
Cellular component (GO): Golgi apparatus; cytosol
Molecular function (GO): UDP-arabinopyranose mutase activity
Source: RefSeq, a predicted model, not a curated record
CCUCCUUUUUCUCCAGUUCACCACUCGGAUCUCGCGCCCUACACUCCGUCUGCGAUCCAACACCGAUCUCCGGUUUUCGGCAUUCGCCCAUGGCAGCCGGGUCCUCCUCGUCCGUGCCCAGCGAUCCCCUGCUCAGGGACGAGCUCGACAUCGUGAUUCCGACGGCCCGGAACCUGGAUUUCCUGGAGGCGUGGCGCCCCUUUUUCCAGCCCUACCACCUCAUCAUCGUUCAGGACGGCGACUCGAAGAAUACGAUCUCGGUGCCCGGCGGAUUCGACUACGAGCUCUACGACCGAAAUGACAUCGACCGCAUCCUCGGCCCUAGGGCAGCCCGGAUCUCCUUCAAGGACUCUGCCUGUCGCUGCUUCGGCUACCUCGUUUCCAAGAAGAAGUACAUCUUCACCGUCGAUGACGACUGCUUUGUUGCCAAAGAUCCCUCUGGCAAACAGAUCAAUGCGCUUGAGCAACACAUCAGGAAUCUCCUUACACCAUCCACCCCAUUUUUCUUCAACACCCUGUACGAUCCUUACCGACUAGGUGCAGACUUUGUGCGGGGAUACCCCUUCAGUCUACGGGAAGGUUCUCCAACUGCUGUAUCUCAUGGAUUAUGGCUCAACGUUCCAGACUAUGAUGCCCCCACCCAACUUGUCAAACCUAAUGAAAGAAAUACCAGGUACGUUGAUGCUGUACUAACAGUGCCAAAAGGUGCAUUUUUCCCUAUGUCUGGGAUGAAUCUGGCAUUCAACCGGGAGCUCAUUGGCCAGGCAAUGUAUUUUGGACUUACAGAUGACAGCCAGCCAAAUGUUCGAUAUGAUGAUAUGUGGGCCGCAUGGUGUGUCAAGGUGAUCUGCGAUCACAUGGGAUUUGGCGUCAAGACUGGCUUGCCCUAUAUCUGGAAUAGCAAGGCCAGAACCCCACUUGUGAACCUUAGAAAGGAGCAUGAGGGCAUCUACUGGCAAGAAGAUAUUGUUCGCUUCUUCCAAUCUGUCACACUUUCAAAGACGUCCGUAACAGUUCAAGAAUGCUACAUUGAGCUCUCCCAGCAGGUCAGAGAGAAGCUCGGGAAGGUUGAUGCUUACUUCAUUAAGCUAGCUGAUGCAAUGAUGACAUGGAUCGAGGCAUGGAACGAACUGAAUCCAUCUGAAAACUAAAGACGCAGCCAUUGCCUGAAAAACCAUCUGUAAGGGCCCUCUUACUGCCUUUAUUGUUAGCAGCGUUGUCCCAAUUUUUUGUGACCUUGUCAAAGAACAACAUUCAACUCGUCAGAGAGACCACAUCAUGUUUGAAUAAAUCAUUAUAUCGCACAAAUUAUGAAAUCAUGCAAUCUAUUAAUGAAA